This is a messenger RNA of Durio zibethinus, 1104 nucleotides long. Its product is annotated as gamma-glutamyl peptidase 5-like. The record is from RefSeq and is a predicted model, not a curated record. NCBI's taxonomy places the organism in Eukaryota, Viridiplantae, Streptophyta, Magnoliopsida, Malvales, Malvaceae. Gene Ontology annotation, cellular component: cytosol.
GGUUUUUUUAUUAAAUUUCAAUAAUCCAGGAAUCUGCCCCAAUAGAAACUUCUAAGUGGCCUCAUUGAACAAGCUCUCUAUAAAGCUCCUUUUUCCUGCCUCAAUCUUCAACUCGCCCUAACUAGAUAUCAUUCUCAAUUUCUAAUUUUUUUUUUUUUGGCACUCUCUUUCGCUUCCUGACAACUCCUGAAAAAGUUUCAGAAGUUGAAUAAGUUUCAGUUGUUGACUGAUAAAAAUGAAGCUAAUUGCGGGUGGAGAAAGGAGAUAUGCUCUUUUGCUGGCAGCCAGGGAUUCUGACUAUGUAAAGAAAGUGUACGGUGGUUAUUUCAAUGUGUUUGUAGCUGCUUUUGGAGAAGAAGGUGAAAGGUGGGACUUGUUCAGGGUUGUUGAUGGAGAGUUCCCUGACAUGAAUGAGCUCCACAAAUAUGAUGGAUUUGUGGUCAGUGGCAGUCCCUAUGACGCUUAUGGGAAUGACUACUGGAUUCUCAAGCUUUGCUUCCUUUUGCAGACCCUUGAUGCCAUGGAGAAGAAAGUUCUUGGGAUCUGCUUUGGCCAUCAGGUUUUGUGCAGGUCGUUGGGGGGAAAAGUUGGGAAGGCAUGCACUGGAUGGGAUAUUGGGCUGAGGAAAGUAAAAAUUGUAAAAGAUUUGUCCGAAUCCAGCUUCCUGGAAGACUUGGAUGAAAUACCUUCUUCCCUGUCUAUUAUAGAGUGUCACCAGGAUGAGAUAUGGGAAAUCCCUAUGGGAGCUGAAGUGAUUGCAUUCUCAGACAAGACGGGUGUGGAGAUGUUCGCAAUUGGGCAACACAUUCUUGGCAUUCAAGGCCACCCUGAGUACACCAAGGACAUCCUUUACAACCUCAUCGAUCGCCUUGUCAAUAACAAUUCCAUUGAGAGAGAUUUUGCUGCGAACGCCAAAGUUGGCUUAGAGAUAGCUGAACCUGAUAGGAAGUGCUGGGAAAAGAUAUGCAGGAAUUUUCUCAAGAGAAGACAGAAUUUCACCUUUUCCUAAAUCUGAUAAUAAUUGGAAAAUCUUUGAUUUGUUGGAAUCAUGUAAGAUCAAGUCUCUUGGAAGCAACACAAGUUACCUAACACGGUUAAAAGUUC